Messenger RNA from Oryzias latipes (Japanese medaka), 1151 nucleotides. RefSeq names its product protein phosphatase 1, regulatory subunit 35 (gene ppp1r35). Lineage: Eukaryota; Metazoa; Chordata; Actinopteri; Beloniformes; Adrianichthyidae. The record is from RefSeq and is a predicted model, not a curated record. Gene Ontology annotation, molecular function: phosphatase binding. Gene Ontology annotation, cellular component: centriole. Gene Ontology annotation, biological process: positive regulation of cilium assembly; positive regulation of centriole elongation; negative regulation of phosphatase activity.
CGAACCGGAAGCGGAAAUGGGAUCUGACGUCAGAGAAGGUUGAACGAGUAGCGGCAAAGUGUCGCUAGCUUCCCAGAGGGUGAAAUGAUCCGGACAGAGUGACGCAGGAGGGAAACCGUGAGCUCUGGGCCGUGACGUCACACGAACGAAACGGUGUUGGCCGGUUUUUGCGGGUUCUGUGCGCUCGCGACCAGCGUGAACACCAACGGGAAAAACCGCAAAGCUGCGUGGAAACUAGAAGUUCUUCUAAACACGCCAUCAUCCGUCCUCACAGGAUGAGCUUCCCGGACCUCCUUUCUCCUCCUCAGUCUCCUUCACCUGCUCCCCUUCCACUUCCAUCCUCCUCAGUCAUUUGCUGCCCUGAGCUUGACCUGUCGGUCACGUCUAGCCCCGCCCCCAACCCUCUCCACACAGAGGUGAAGCCACAGACAAAGAGCGCACGCCCACAAGGAGCACCUGGAAGGAGGAAAAACUCAAAGGUGACGUUUGCAGAGCUGGACGUCGUCGCAGGAGCGCAACAGCCGUCUGUCGCUGCUGCCCUGCAGCCAGGGAGGGGGCGGAGCAAAGGCCGUCAGCAUGCCCACAGAGCUUCACCAGAACCUUCUGCAUCCAACCAAGACCCAAGCUGUCUGGAGAGGGCGGAGCUAAACACCACUCUGGCUCUGAAGGCGGAGCUUCAGUCAUUGCAGGAGGCGGAGUUUGACUCUGAGAAGGCUCUUCACGAGACUCUGCAGAAGUCCGAGAGGACCAAGAACCUGAUCAAUGCCAGAGCCACUGAAGUGGUGAACAUCUCCCGCUCUCAGCUCCUCUUCCACUCGCUGGUGAGCGUGGACGUGCAGCAGGAGCAGCUCCUCAGUCGGGUCCUGAAGGAGCGGCUGCACCUCCCCCCCACGGCCAGCUGUCCCCCCACCCCCACAGCCGAGGGGCCCACACUACUCUUCUUCAAGACCAGCAGCCUUGUUCACCAGAAGCCCCUCCCACAAGAGGAGGGGCUUCUUGACAGUAAAGCACUUCCCUCACCAUGCCCCCCCCGGUUCGCCUUUGAUCUGUACAGACGGCAGAGAUGCUGGGAGGCGGCGCCGUGACGCACAGGACGUCUGCACACCGUUUUUUAAGUCUUGUCAUUUUCAAUAAAGUUUUUAAAAUUUAAA